GUGAAACCUCUUUUGACGCAGGAGAAAUGGCAAAUUUGAAGUACGUCAUUAACAUGGCGCCAAAAGAUUUUUCCCUGUGAGGUUGCUCGCUGCUUGUGCUCGGAGCUCGUGCCUGGCUAGGGCCGCGACAGGUUCCGCGGAAAGAAGAGUUUAGCGAGAGAGAGAGAGGGGCAGUAGAAGUGCAACUAAUGAGCCCAACUGGGAUGAAGUGAAGGCAAAACAGGGGAGGAGGAGGAGGGAAGUGAUGGGGGGAUAAGAAAGUGGGCUAGGGAGGGGGAGUCAAGCCAUACUUUGGAGGAAAGGGGUGAAAAGAAAAAAAGGGGAGGGGGAAUUCGAAGGAAAAAAGUGUUUUGCUGGGGAGGGAGAACCAUUGCGAAACCAACCUGAUCUGACUUGUAGUGCAACCCGACACUGCAGCCUUUUUUAUUUUCUAACGUAAUUUAACUAUAUCUUGUCACAAACACAUCAACGAUUGUCAGCCGGAGCCCCAAUCAGAGAGAGAGGGACCCAGGCAACACCCCCCUCCCCUACCUGCUCCUACAAGCGCCCAAACCCCCAUCCAGCGUGAGACUGCCAUAGGACUGAGUGCAAAGUAUAAGCCUUGCAGCACCCACCCCCUUUACGAAGGCUGCAACCAUUCAUAUCAACAUACACACACACACGCACCUCAGGAUGGCUACAUGCAUCCUCCACACAAACCCAGCGAGGAAGUGACAACGCGCUGCCAAUUGAUACGGGAUUGAGGAACGUCCAUCUCAUCACUGCGGGGAAGCUUUAUUUCUGCGUGACGUCCAUGAAGUUACUUUGGAUCCACUCCUAGUAGGGAAAGGCUGGGGAAACAGUCUCUGGAUACACUCUGCAAUGGUACGCACCGCACUUUCUCUGGGAGGCUCAUGCUCUUUUCUGGGUUCCCCCCCACCCCCGUUGGAUCCUCCCCUAUUUUAACCUGAGCUAAUCUCACCGGUGCAGAGAAUCCCCCACAGCACAGCAAGAUGGAAGAAAAACGGAGAAAAUUCUCUUUAAGCAGCGAUGACUCUGAUACCACUGACAGCCACAUGACGUCCUCAAGAGGUUCCAAAGUCCCAGCUACCAAAACUACCUGGACAAGACAAAAAGAGAAGAAACCCUCUGAGGUUUUCCGCACGGACUUAAUAACGGCUAUGAAAGUCCCAGACUCGUUCCAGUUCGGCCCAGAUGAAUUCUACAUACUAGCUGAUCCUUGGAGGCAGGAGUGGGAGAAAGGGGUCCAGGUGCCAGCAAGUUUAGGAACCGUACCUCAACCAGAAGUUAGGUUUGUUCACGAUAUUGAGGAUUGUCCUCCACUGAUUACACCUCACUCAUUAGGUGAAACUGAGUAUCCAAGAAGAUUCCAGACCCCAUUUCGGUCAUCAUGUCGAUAUGACCUUGAUGAGAUUGAUACUUGCUGGUUGGAACUUGUUAACAUGGAAUUCAAAGAGAUAGGCCUGCCAGAGUUAGACGAACUUACUUUGGAGAGGGUGCUGGAAGAAAUGGAGAUACUCUGCUUUGAAAACAUGAAUGUAGCCAUUGAGACAGAAGAAGGAUUGGGUAUUGAAUAUGACGAGGAUGUCGUCUGUGAUGUUUGCCGGUCGCCUGAGGGGGAGGAUGGGAAUGAGAUGGUUUUCUGUGACAAAUGUAACGUCUGUGUACACCAGGCUUGCUAUGGAAUUCUGAAUGUUCCAACAGGAAGUUGGCUGUGUCGGUGUUGUGCCCUUGGAGUGCAGGCGAAAUGUUUGCUUUGCCCAAAGAGAGGGGGUGCUUUGAAGCCGACAAGGAGUGGGACAAAGUGGGUUCAUGUCAGCUGUGCCUUAUGGAUACCUGAAGUUAGUAUUGGAUGUCCAGAAAAAAUGGAGCCUAUUACUAAGAUUUCACACAUCCCACCAAGCAGAUGGGCAUUAUCUUGCAGUUUGUGCCGAGAGUGCACUGGAACAUGCAUUCAGUGUUCCAUGCCAUCGUGCAUAACUGCUUUCCAUGUUACCUGCGCCUUUGACCACAACCUGGAAAUGCACACUACCUUAUCUGAAAAUGACGAAGUAAAGUUUAAGUCUUUCUGCCUGGAGCACAGUAGCAGAACCAACAAAGCUGAGGACCAACGUGGCCAAAGACCAUCUUCCUCUGUUGCUCAGGUUGAAGUUGACCAAACCAAACAGGAUCUGGAAAAGGCGACCCUUAGAAAGCAGAAACUCAUGGAGCUGGAAGAUGACUUUCAUGAGCUGGUCAAACCAGAAGACGUGGCUGAAAAUCUUGAUAUGAAAAAAAAUCUGGUAGACUUUAUUUACCAGUACUGGAAAUUAAAGAGAAAGUCAAAUUUCAACAAACCUCUCCUAAUUCCAAAAACAGAUGAAGUAGACAAUUUGGCUCAGCAAGAACAAGAUGUGCUUUAUAGAAGGCUAAAGCUGUUUACACACCUCAGACAAGAUUUGGAGAGGGUAAGAAAUCUGUGUUAUAUGAUCACCAGGAGGGAGAAGAUGAAGCAAUCCAUAUGCAAAAUAGAAGAGCAGAUUUUUCAGUUACAGAUGAAGCUGAUUGAGAAAAAUCUUCAAAACGGGAGUCAGCGACGCCCAUUUGAAAGCUGCAAAGAGUCAGAAGAAAAAGAGAAAUCACAGAAAAAGUCUAAAGCCAGAAAAACUGAUGCUAAGAGGAGAGGGCGUGAUGGUGAAAAGGGUGUUCCGGAGAAGAAAGAGUCUUUGAAAACUGGUAAUGAUUCUGUUUUGGAAGAAUUGGGCUUGUCAACAUCCUUCCCUAUAGAUGGGACAUUUUUCAGCAGCUGGUUGGCCCAGUCUGUUCAGAUCAGUACAGAGAAUAUGAAAAGAAGUCAGUGGUCUUUAAACAAUGGUCGCCAUGAAAACAACACUUCAGGGCUCCUUUCUGAAGAGCUGUUGCAAGAUGAGGAGACCCUGUUAAGUUUCAUGAUGGAUAAUUCACUGAAGUCUUCUUUCAAGCAGACUGAAACUAUAAGGAAACUGAAAACUAAAACCAGAAUGAACGGUAAAAAAAAAAUGCCAAGAAGCAGCCCAAGUAACAUUUUUAAGUGUCAUAAAGAUUUAAUGGAGUGGAAUAAUAUGAAGUGUUUGCCAGAUCAGAUUGAGAAGCCAAGUAACCAGAAUUCUAAAUCUAGUAGAAAUGGUAAAGGAAUUGCCAAGGUGCAGGUGGACCGCAAGGGACCUAGUGAGAAAAAGGCUUUGAAAAAGGGAUCAACACUUUCACCUGCUCUGAAACCCAAUGGCUCUGAUGCGUGUUCUUUAACCAACGGAGAGAAAACCAUUAAAUGUGCUCAACCCAAGUCUGAUUCUCUAGUCAAAGUGCCUGCCUCACUGGGUUGUCCGAAAACAGCGGUGAGGUUUAAAUUACCAAAGGGAGUGGAAACAAGAUUGGAAUCCAAAAUGGAGGCCUCUGAAACUUCUAAUAGACCUAAUGUCACUAAAAUGUCCAAGCUUAACUGCCAUUUGGAUGAGACUGAUGGCUACUAUUCAGAUGCAGAAAUGACCGACUCAGAGGAAGAGUCCAGUGAAGGAAGAGUGCAGCUAAACCAGUUUGAGUCCUCAAACGAUGACAUUGUUAGAAUGAGCAUUUUGGCGUCAUAACUUUCCAGAGAAUUUCAUAUGACUGUCAUUUAUAAAUUCUGCUUGCUUAUUUUGGCUUUAAUUUUUAUAUAUUUAUGUAUGUGUUUGACUAUCAAUAUAUACAAACAUAUUUAUAAAAACACAUACAUAAAUAUAUACCUAUAUGUAUACAUUUGUUUCUGCGAACACAUAUAUACAAAGUUCAGCACAGUUGUUUUUCUCUACUCUGAGCCUCCUCAUGCCUCACAAAGGAUACUGUCUUUGCCGUUUUGCAUCUUCCAAAUGAAGCAGAUUUAUACGCAUUAUGGGACGUGGCUUCUGUUUGCAGAGCAGUGUAGGGGGGAACUCUGUCAUAGAAAAGAUCUUUCACAGUUCAAUGGGCAUUAUUUCAAGGAAAACACAGUAAAGGCAGUUGUAAGGUAGAAUCAGCUAUCUUAACAAAUGUUCACAUUCUCUGUUAUAAUGGCGCUGCAGAAAUUAAUAGUAAAAUAAGCAAAGAAAACAAAAAAAAGACAAAGCACAAAAAAAGCUUAUUUGAAGAAAGCACUUACAGUUGGAGGAAGGCAACUAAAGCGGAGCCUCUGGUUUAGCCCUAUUUCCCAAACUCCUUUUCUUCCAUCCGAGGCUUCAGUGGUAUUACAGCAGUGAGAGAUAGCAGAAGUCUGAGUUUUGUUAAACGCAAACAUCAGUAUAUUUACAAAUGAGAAAUAAAGAAUUAUCAGAUUAUUUUUCUAAUCGCACCCAAGGCCGCUUACAUCUGAUUUGGAUUUGUUGCUUAGUUUGACAAAACAGAAAGUUCUUAGCCCAUAAUGACCAAAGGCUACAAUUUUCCAAUUGGGUGCCAUCUAAUUGUAACUGCACCGAGGGCUGGAGAGUCCUAAAACGCAAACGCGGUCAGCCCUAUACUGCAACAGGAAGAUAUUAUGAGAUUCUUUAUUGUUAGCACUUAAACUUGCUUUUAUUAUCACCAAGAUUUCUUUAAAGUUAUGUUAUGGCCCAUUUAAAAUCCUCAGUGGUAAUUUGUUAAUGGUUUAGAACCUCACCUAAAUCAAUAUCUAGACUUGGUGGUAUCUAGACCAGUUGCGAAUACACUUGGUAUAAGAUAUUUUGUGGUUGUACAUGCAAAAAAUGGGCUAAGACUUGCAAUAUUUAGUUGUGAAUCAGUUACCGUGGUUAUAUAUUUGCCACAUCAUGUGGGAUCCAAUUGUUUAUUAUUUAUUGACAUUAAUCACAAUGCUAUGAUUAUGGCAAAGUCGAAGGAAAAUAGUUGAACAAACAAUUGGAAUUCCCGAUUCUGCUGAGUACAUGCUGAUAGCUUUGAGACCCUCUCAUCGUUCCAAGAUGGAUUUCUAAGAUGGAUCUGAGACGAAAUCAUAGGACAGUUGAUCUUGUGUGAGUUUGCACUAUAUGGAACAAGUGACGUUUGUCAUUUUCCAUAAAAAUGUACAUGUAAUAGCGCUUCCUAUUCACUCCAAGGAACAGGGGAACCGCCCUACUGCAGACAGGUAACCCCUUCUUUGUUAGAAAGGCAGAAAAAAAUGAAGUCCUGUAGACACUUUCCAUGGUCUUGGGGCUAAGUAUGGUCCAUGCUGUAGCAUGUAUCUCUUUAACAUAUAACUGUUGUUUAUUAAGCUGUAUUUACUGAAACUAUAAUGAACCCCAUUGUGCAAAAGUACAAUGAUGACUUUUUAUUGAUAAAUAAAUGUUCCUGCAGCGCUUCCAGUUUUAGGAACCAUCUGUUUUAGAGAUGUGCAGAUGGCAGCUGUUCUCCUUGAGGAUGAUGGGGCUUCUAGCUGGACGACAGUCCGAGGGCCUCGUAUUGGAGAUCCCUCUUACAGAUUUAUCAGACAAUCCAUGUUCUCAUAUCAUCACAGGUGGAAUGGCCUUGCGUAUCUCUUAGGGCUAGCAGCAACUACCAGCUUCAGACAUUGCUUUAUCGUGUAUCUACAUUUGCUUCAAUUGUAUAGAUGUAUAUGUCUCAGGUCUUUAUCUUGUUUGCACUUCAACUUUUUGAGCGAUCUGUAAAAAUAAGUUCAAGCGUUUGGUGUGGCCAAUAUGGUAAAGUCAGAACAAGGGUGUAAAAAAAACAAAACAUCCCUUUCCUAUUGUUUUUUGUAGUUAUAUGUGACAAUUUAAAGGGGAUGGAGUUGUUGCCCUUCCCUUGGAGGCUGUUGUCAUUUGGGUUUUGUUCAAUGUAUAAUUGGGCUCUUUGCUGCCAAAAGGGCCACAGUGCUUUGCAGAGCUUCAAAGAGGUUGUUUGUUCCAUUUGUGUGUUUUUUUUUUUUUUUCCUUUUGGUUUUACAGGGAUAUCACAAUAAUCAUCUUUGUUCAAUCACAGGGACUCUCGGACACAAAAGUAAUAGAUCAUACAUUUAAAAGGUCCCUUACAAGCCUUAAAACAUGCCUAAUGCUUCAGAAAACCAAUUAUGCAGGCAUGCGUAGGUGUUUGCACUCAUUUCUUUUCAUUUUAAACAUCAAAUGGUCACAAAAAACAUUGGAUAAUUUUCUUCAAUUGGAGUGACCCCUAGUGUGAGCUCAGGGAAAAAACAACACAGGUCAGAUACCGUAAAAUUAUAAUAAUCAGUUGUCAAGUUUCAUUCAGUUCUUCAAAUUUGGGGACGUUUCUGCAGCCCCCAAAACCUCUCUAACUUUACAGCAAAGCAAAAUUACAGAGAAGGUUAUGUUAAAAAUGCCAAAGAGUUUACUUCAACACAUAUAUCAACAACUCAACCCAGCUAGCAGGAUGGACAUUACCAGAUAUCAGGGAAGAAGAGAAACAAUAAGCUAAGUUGGACCACAUGAGCUCACAGCAACCACCAAUAUUGCAGGCUGCUUUGUGUAGAUGCUGUGUCUUGUCUGCCGUGACUCCAAGCCCUGCUGUUUUGCUUUAAAUCACAUAGGCCUCUUUUCCAAUGGAGGUUUUCUCUAAAUCCCUCUGGGAGCAUCAAGACCAGCAGUUCAAGGGGUUAAAACUGUACCCCUGCAGUUACAUUUUCUUAAAGGAUAAGUCGAAUAGCAGGGUAAAAAACCCUUUGUCACGACAUUUCAAUUACCUAUUACGUUGUUAUGUGAUAAUAAAACAUGCACGGGUUUUCUGUCAUGUGACAACUGUCGAUUU
Messenger RNA from Xenopus laevis (African clawed frog), 6699 nucleotides. It is a transcript of the gene jade2.L, whose product is annotated as jade family PHD finger 2 L homeolog. Bases 993 to 3602 code for a protein of 869 amino acids. The record is from RefSeq and is a predicted model, not a curated record. Gene Ontology annotation, biological process: regulation of transcription by RNA polymerase II. Gene Ontology annotation, cellular component: histone acetyltransferase complex. The transcript has 13 exons. NCBI's taxonomy places the organism in Eukaryota, Metazoa, Chordata, Amphibia, Anura, Pipidae.